GAGCCGGAGCGGGUCCGUGUGAGGGGCGGCAGCGGGGGCUGCUGCUGCUGAUCAUCGUAAUACUGCUACCGAUGAUAAUGAUACUGCGAGCUGUGUGAGACGCCAUGGCGCAAGCAAUUGCCUCCCCAGGGCUGUUCUCUGAUGAUGAUGUUGCAGUCUCCCCUGUUCUUGAAUCCACAGCAACAGGGUUUGGGGCUGAUGUGCGCAAGGACCUGCUGUCAGAGUUCUCUGCCAUUGCUUCAGAUCUGGAGGGCUCCCAGCAGGCUGUAGCUGAAGAAAAUAAUGGAAAAUUAAAGGUUUAUCUGAGAGUUCGACCUCUGAAAUCUACAGAAGUGGAAAAAGGGGAAGACCAGGGCUGUGUCUGCAUUGAGAAUUCAGAGAACCUUCUUCUAAAAGCCCCAAAAGACUCCUUUACCAUGCGGAGCACAGAACGUGGAGUGGGGCAAGCAGUACACAGAUUCUCAUUCACCCAGAUCUUUGGACCAGAUGUGGGGCAGAAAUUGUUUUUUGAUGAGACAAUGAAGCAGGUGGUAAAGGAUGUACUGAAUGGGCAGAACUGGCUGGUUUACACCUAUGGCAUCACCAAUUCAGGGAAGACUCACACCAUUCAGGGCAGCAACAAAGAUGGGGGGAUUCUGCCUCGCUCCUUAGCGGUCAUCUUCAACAGUGUGGGGGACCGGCUGUACCAAGCCAUGGAUCUGAAGCCUUCCCUCUCCAACGAGGUGAUCUGGCUGGACAGCAGGCAGGUGCGGCAGGAAGAGGCCAAGAAGCAGACCAUGCUGCGGGGCGGUCUGUGGGAGGAGGAGCUGUUAACGCCACUGAAGAGGAGUCACAGUGCUGAAUCUCAGCUCCAAGCCACCACCAGUGGCAGUUUUGACAGUGGAGUUGCUGGCCUCUCUUCAUCUAGCCAACUCACCAACUAUUCAGACAUUAGCCAGACAGAAGAAUCAGGCCCUCGCUGGGCUGACUUGGAUCGCAUUUCACUCACCAACACAGAUGUGCAGUUUUCUAUCUGGGUUUCAUUCUUUGAGAUUUACAAUGAGUUAAUCUAUGACUUGUUAGAACCAGCUUUACCUGGCCAGAAUCGCAAGAGGCAGACACUGCGGCUCUGUGAAGACCAGACUGGCAAUCCCUAUGUGAAAGAUCUGAAUUGGUUCAAUGUCCGGGAUGCUGACGAGGCCUGGAAGCUCCUGAAACUGGGUCGGAAAAACCAGAGUUUUGCUAGCACCCACAUGAACCAGAACUCGAGUCGCAGUCACAGUGUAUUCUCCAUUCGGAUUCUGCACUUGCAAAGAGGUGGCAGUGAAAUUGUUCCAAAAAUCAGCGAGUUAUCCCUGUGUGACCUUGCGGGGUCCGAGCGCUGCAAAGACCAGAAAAGUGGGGACCGAAUGAAGGAAGCGAACAACAUCAAUACCUCCCUCCACACGCUGGGUCGCUGCAUUGCUGCCCUCCGCCAGAACCAGCAGUCCAGAUUGAAGCAGACUGUGGUUCCCUUCCGGGACAGCAAGCUAACCCGUGUGUUCCAGGGUUUCUUCACUGGACGUGGGCGCUCUUGCAUGAUCGUCAACAUUAACCAGUGUGCAUCUACAUAUGAUGAAACUCUAUAUGUAGCCAAGUUCUCAGCCAUUGCCAGCCAGCUUGUUCAGGCGCCUCCCACAAAGCUGGGACUUCCAUCCAUACAGUCAAUCAUCAAAGAGCACAACAGGCGAACCAGCCGAGGUCCAGAGGUAGACUCAAAGGAAGAAGUGGAAUCAGAAGACAGUGAGGAUGAAGCAGAUGUCUCCAUGUACGAGAAGGAGGACCUGUUGCGUAUAGUGGAAGCUGCACGAGAACUGCUGGUGCAAGAACGGCAGGAGAAGCUGCAACUAGAAAUGCGCAUCCGUGAGGAGAUCUGCAAUGAGAUGCUGGAGCACAUGCAGCAGAAGGAGCAAUGGUGCAGCCAACAUGUGGAUGCUCAGAAGGAGCUGCUGGAGGAACUGUACGAGGAUAAAAUGAAUAACCUGAAGGAGUCUCUGACUGACUAUUACCAAGAUGAGAUCCAGGAGCGUGAUGAGAAGAUUGAGGAGCUCCAAGCUGCUCUGCAGGAGGCAAAACAAAAAUUGGAGAGCCUGGACACUAAGCAAAAGGAUGCAGGGCAAGGCUUGCGUCGAUCAAAGCGAGUGGCUACCUCAUGCACUCUGCAGCAGGAGCUGGUAGAUACUAAAGCCAAACUGGAGCAGUGUCAAAUGGAAUUAAAUACCACAACGGCAGAGUUGCGCAAGUACCAGAAAUUAGUGGAGCCACCUCCCUCUGCCAAACCCAUUACUGUGGAUGUAGACAGGAAGCUGGAGGAUGGACAGAAGAAUGUCAGAUUGCUGCGUUCGGAAUUACAAAAACUUGGGGAGUCUCUUCAGUCUGCAGAGAGGGCGUGCUGCCACAGUACUAGUGCAGGGAAACUUCGAGAAGCCCUCUGUAUGUGUGAUGACAUUCUGGCUCGACAGGACCAAACACUGGCAGAACUGCAGAACAACAUGAUGCUGGUAAAACUAGACCUGCGUAAGAAAGCAGCUUGCAUUGCUGAACAGUACCACACCGUGCAGAAGCUCCAAGCUCCCCCAACAUCUACCUUAAAGAAACGGUUCUGUGCCAACAGGGAAAACCUACAACCCAACCAACCUCCUGGUAAAAAGCCCUUCCUACACAACCUUCUGUCACGUUCAGCCACCCGUCCUGUUACCAGCAGAGGGUGGCAACUUCGUUCAGUUGCUCUGUGACUUUCUCACAAAGACAGCCCUGCCCUGCUAUUACUGGAACAGGUGGCAAAUUCAAUAUAAUAGCAUCUAUUUUUCUUUGUGUGCUUGUUUAUUAUCGUACCUGCUUGAGAGCUUAUGUAAACAUUUUUGGAUAUGUAUGGUUAAACUUUUAAUCAAUACCAAAGUGGACAAAAUGACCUUUUGUAAUUUAAACACUACAACAAGGAAGUCUUUAAAUACGAAAUAAUGCAGAUAAUCAAAGCUGUUUAACAAAAGUACAAGUUAAAAGUAAGUUCUCAUCUUCAACUAUGUUGGCACAUAACUCAAAAAUAAGUUCACAAGAUCCUCCUUGAAAGAUAUUUUCCCUUCCUUGAAUUAUAAUCCUUUAUUAAAGUAUACACGUUCUAGUUCAGGGCUGCUCUCUCGGAUCUUGGCUUGCAAUUCUGGCUCCAAGCGUGUUACAGACAUAGAACUAAGCAAAAGAAACAGUAAAAUGGUUAUAUAUAACAAGCACUUGAUUGUAAAAUAAGAUGGACAGUGCAUCUUGUUAAACUUCCUGGAUUGUGAAAAGAGUUUUCAGAUCUUCUUCUAACUUACGAAGGAAUAAUGCUCACAGACCAGGGGCAAAUGAAUCCCUAUUUAAAAGGCAAUAAGAUAGUCUGUAGAGUCAAGAAAUGGCUGUUGCCACUAUCAAGAGGUUAGGAAUCUACUUAGUUGCUCAAGGUUGUUGCUGGCAACAGAAACUUACCUUCCUAAAGGUGUUUUUAUUAAAUAUAAUGUAUUUGCCUAUUUAACUUACUGCCUGAUUUUACUCAGUUGAAUAAAAGGUUUAUUUUUGAGAGUCAUCUCACAGUAAAGUGAAUCUUCCUAUGAAAUGAAGAGCCCUGGUUAAAGUCAAGAACUGUACCACACUUACUAUGCUAGUUUGUUAAGUCAUCUCCAGGUAGCCCAGUGACACUUAUUUACCACAGUUCUCUAUUCUGUGCCAGGCAGGGAAACAGAUGGUGCCAGACUGUUGUAUUCAAACAAUUGCAUUGGAUGAGAAUUAGGUAUUGUUUUCUGGAAGUCAAAAGCUACUUAAUUGUUCAAUAUUUUAAUGGAUUUAGCUGCGGUUUGCAUCUUUUAAGCUACAUUUGUCAGCUUGUCAAGUUUAGACAACCACUAAUGAGAGGGACAGCCCAGCUGAAUUUAAGACACUGUUCAUAGUACAUGCUGCAAAUUGAGCUAACUUUAUUUGCAGGUAACCCAUCCAGGUUUCAUUAUUAUUUCAGCUAUGAUGAAUAUUGUUUCUAAAGCAGUUUUCAGUACUGAGCUAUUUGUGUAUUAAUGAAAAAUUAUUUCUGGAAAAAUAUUAAUCAAAUUACAAAUAAGCACGUAUAGUCAAGUGCUGUUCUGUAUAACCUGAGGAGUUUUCAGAUGAAAAUGGGCUCUGACUCUAUUUAAUGAAGCCAUAACCUUACUGGACGUUAAUAUAUUGUUUGGACCACAUUAGCCUUUUUUGUGAGUCGUUCCAGUGAUUCUUAAGUUUGUAUUAUCAAACUCAAACUUCUCAGCUUAAAAUAGCAUGGUUAAACUUCUUACCCAAACCUCUUGUUCACUAUCUCUACAUAGCUGCAUCUCAAGCUGCUAGGAGUUUGUAAACAAAUGAGCCCAAUUCAACUAUUAUAUAUUACUGAUGAGUAACAUAGUUAUUGCUUUACUGAAUAUUCUCAUGUGUAUCACACUUGUUAUAUGGGAAUUAAGACUAUGCUCUAGGAGGCAAUGACUACUUGUUUCUGUCUUUUUGCAGUACCUUGCAUGCAUCUGGGCGUGUAAUAUUAAAGUAAGAAUAAUGUAA
Molecule: messenger RNA, 4569 nt
Organism: Tyto alba (common barn owl)
Lineage: Eukaryota; Metazoa; Chordata; Aves; Strigiformes; Tytonidae
Gene: KIF20A
Product: kinesin family member 20A
Exons: 19
Coding region: 105-2753 (882 amino acids)
Biological process (GO): microtubule-based movement
Cellular component (GO): kinesin complex; microtubule; nucleus
Molecular function (GO): microtubule motor activity; ATP hydrolysis activity; microtubule binding
Source: RefSeq, a predicted model, not a curated record